Molecule: messenger RNA, 2002 nt
Organism: Parasteatoda tepidariorum (common house spider)
Lineage: Eukaryota; Metazoa; Arthropoda; Arachnida; Araneae; Theridiidae
Product: zinc transporter ZIP3
Biological process (GO): zinc ion transmembrane transport
Cellular component (GO): plasma membrane
Molecular function (GO): zinc ion transmembrane transporter activity
Source: RefSeq, a predicted model, not a curated record
CUUGGCGACAGACAAGAGGUGAAAUCCACGUGGCAACCUGAAAAGCCGUCAGAACGUGGUUCGGCAUCAAAACGUAAGAAGUGUGUAUUUCUAACUUACGAACAAUGUGAACUCGUGGGAGAGUUUUCUUUCCAGUUGACUUCAGUUUGUUGGCGCAAAUUUAUUAUCUAAUCCCCAAUUUCAAGGCUGAAACCAUCAACUGAAGAGACUUCCUCGUAGAAUCCAUGAAACAUACGAAAGGUUUAAAGAUUUCAGUAUUUUUGAGAAAACAUCUGUCAAAUAAGAAGUAUUCUGUACUAUCAUUGUUAUAAAUGGAAACUGCGUGGUUAAGCUAUCAUGCCUCCGAAUAAGCAAACAUAAAAUGAAGUGGAACAGAUGUUGCUUUUAGUAGAAGUGUUAAUAUCUGUUACAGUCAAAUUUCCAUAAAUACUUUAUACCGGAAAGCUUAUAAGUUAAUCACGCAUGAAAGAACAGUUAAGUAUACAUAUUUUUUUAUCUUUUCACCUUGUUCGUCCUUGAAGAUUACAUGAGAGAGUUCUUGACCUGAGCAUAAGAAAGACGACUAUUUUAACAAAUUGAAUCCUCUGGCGAAUAACAUGAUACUAAUUUACGUAAAAAAUCAUUCUUUUACUUAAAAGUGUGCAAUAUAACUUUAAAUUUAUAUCGAAAAAAAUGCCAAAUAAAUUGUUCUACAGUUUGUGAAAGCCUUUUUCUCUGUGAUAAAUUACAUUUCGAAAUGCAUAUCAUCACAGCUCAACUUGCAAGUCUCAGCUGUCUCUUUUUGUGCAUGGUGAUAGUAUUUAUACUUCCAUGUUGUUGGAUGAGCCGAAAACCUAACUCCUUUGAUGGAUCUCGCUAUCAAAUAGCAAUCAGUUUGGCCAAUUGUUUAUCCGGAGGUGUAUUUAUUGCUACAUUUUUUGUCGGUUUAAUGCCAGAAGUUAGAGACAUGUUUGUUGACGUUUUUCAAGAAUAUAAAAUAUCAAGCGAAUUUCCAAUUACUGAGUUUGUCAUAUUUAUUGGUUUCCUCUUGGCUCUUGGAAUAGAACAAUGCGUUUUAGAUUAUAGAGAAAAAAAGGGAUCAUCUUACUCUUCUGUUCCCGAUGGCCAUAGUGAGGAUGGUUCUAAAUUAGACUCUGCCGCAUCAACAGCUUCUUACGCUUUAAAAGAUGCUUGCGACACCAGCAUUCUUGACUAUGACAGCGACAACCAAGAUAAAACAUCGGUAAAAGUGUGUGGAGGUAACCUUGAUACAGAUUCUAUUCUUGGAUCUCCAGAAAAAUUUCAGAACAAUAACAGUCAUAGACAUUCUCAUGGUCAUGGUCAUAGCCAUGAUAUUGGUCAAAUGAUUCAAGGUGAAUCGGGUAUACGUUUAGGCAUGCUUAUGGUGUCUUUAGGUGUUCAUUCACUGUUUGAAGGGCUUGCAUUAGGUCUUCAAACGUCAGUCCCAACACUAGUAAAUUUAGUGAUUGGUGUAGCUGUUCAUGAGCUUUUAGUCGCUUUUGCUAUGGGAGUCAAUUGUUCUAGACUUCGUUUGCCAUUUCCUACUGCAAUGAAGUUGGCACUUUUGUUUUCAGCAUCCAUUCCUGUCGGCCAGAUUCUUGGACUGUUGAUUGGCCAUUAUCAAUCCGUAACUGCUGUUGCAGUAAGUGCAGUUCUACAAGGACUUGCUGCUGGAACUUUCAUUCAUGUAACAUUUUUAGAAGUAAUCCCUGCAGAAUUUAAUGAAUCAGGUCCUCGCUUGUUGAAAGUCUUUUUUCUGGGUUUAGGUUUUAUGAUUUUGUUAUUUUGUAGUGUUCUGAUGAAAGGUGCCGGUCAAAAACAUCAGUCAUAAUAUUUAUAUAUUCUUGUGUGAUUUUUUUUCUUUUAAAUUAAACAUGAUUUUCUUCUAUGUCUUAUAUCGGUGGGAACAUGUGUUAUGACACACAGUAUUUACAUUAAUAUUUAUAAGUCUAAUGUUACAAGCUUACUUGAAAAAUAAUUUAUUAAUAAAAGUUUUAAUAAA